Messenger RNA from Ipomoea triloba (trilobed morning glory), 1125 nucleotides. Its product is annotated as mitochondrial outer membrane protein porin 2-like. The transcript has 6 exons. Bases 178 to 1008 code for a protein of 276 amino acids. The record is from RefSeq and is a predicted model, not a curated record. Gene Ontology annotation, molecular function: voltage-gated monoatomic anion channel activity. Gene Ontology annotation, biological process: monoatomic anion transmembrane transport. Gene Ontology annotation, cellular component: mitochondrial outer membrane. NCBI's taxonomy places the organism in Eukaryota, Viridiplantae, Streptophyta, Magnoliopsida, Solanales, Convolvulaceae.
ACUUGAGUCAUGUUCCUGGCUCUUCUCCGAUUCGUGGUCACUAUUUAAAAACACAAAGUCAAAUAAGGCGAAUUUCUCUUCUGCUUCAUCAAUUCCAGCAUCACAGUUCGACAUCGCCGAAUCGCUUCACGUCUCUCUCUCUCUCUAUCUCUGUGCAUUCGCAAUUCACAUCGGAAAAUGAGUACGGGGCCCGGUCUCUUCUCUGAUAUUGGCAAAAAGGCCAAAGAUCUGCUAACCAGGGGAUAUGUCUCCGAUCACAAGUUAUCUGUGUCGACUUACAGUGACACCGGAGUGGCCCUUACAUCAACUGCAGUGAAGAAAGGAGGGCGUUCAAGUGGAGAUGUAUCAGUGCAAUACAAAUAUAUGAACAUUUUGGCUGAUGCCAAAGUUGAUACAGAAUCAAAUGUUUCAACAACUUUGACGUUCACCGACAUUGUCCCAUCAACAAAGACCAUUGCCUCUCUGAAGUUUCCUGAUUACAAUUCUGGCAAGCUGGAGGUUCAGUAUUUCCACCAUCAUGCAACCUUAAGUACAGUUGUUGCUCUUAAACACUCACCCAUAGUUGAUCUCUCAGUCACCCUUGGCACUCCAACCUUUGCUUUGGGUGCUGAGGCAACUUACGAAACUGCUUCAGGUAAAUUAACCAAGUAUAAUGCUGGCAUCAGUCUCACAAGACCAGAUUCUUGUGCUGCAAUAAUCUUGGCUGACAAGGGUGAUACAAUAAUGGCAUCAUUUAUGCACCAUCUGGAUGCAAAGAAGAAGACUGCUGCUGUGGGAGAGGUCAGUAGAAGGCUCUCCUCCAACGAGAACACAUUCACAGUUGGUGGCUCAUUUGCUAUUGAUCACCUUACAAAUGUGAAACUGAAGCUCAACAACCAUGGAAGACUCGGAGCUGUAUUGCAGCACACAGUGAUUGCAAAAUCGACUUUGACCAUUUCAAGUGAAUUUGACACCAAGGCCUUGGACAAGACUCCCAAGUUUGGUGUUGCCCUUGCCCUUGUGCCUUGAGAUUUCCGUGUUUUUGGACAUUCUUUUCAUUGGGGUAGCAAUACCGAAUAACACUUCUCAUUGAGUGUGUACUGUUAGUUUUCUGAGUUAUUUCACCUAAUUUUUCCAGAGUUAAAA